AUGCCAGACGCUGAGAUUAAGUUUGCUCACACCGUCGGCCCGACCUUCGCCACAUAUACCCCGGACGGAAAAUACCUUCUGACCGCUGGACAGAAUAUAAGCUUGCGCAAAUUCACACAUGGGUCGCCAGAUGAGCCCAUUAUCUAUGAUAAAGAGUAUGGGUCUCAUACGGGUAUCUCGACUAACAACGAAUCCCUUUUCACAUCCUCUGAACAUGGUUUGGUCGAGUCAUAUUCAGUACGAAUGAUGACGGACAACCAAUUGAUUACGCGAUUCUCACUGGCAGCCAGAGAUGUGGCUGUUACACCGGAUGGGCAUUGGGUCGCUGCGUGUGGAGACGACAUAAACGUCAAGGUUAUCAAUACGCACGAUCCGACGAAACAUAUGAUUCUACGACAUCAUUCUAAGCCGAUAAAACAUCUUACAUUCGAUCCUACCGGAUCAUUACUUGCAUGCUCGAGUGUUGAUGGAAUUAUCUAUAUCUACUCCCUCACAACAGAGACCCCGGAUCUACUGCACAAAGUAAUUGGGACAAUACCGGAAAUCGAUGUUGAUAGCGAAAUAUCCACUCGGGCAGUAUGGCAUCCGGACGGUAGAGCCUUUGUUGUUGGACAGAAUAACAUGGAUAUUGCGGUUGUGUCUAGACAGGACUGGGGCGUAAAAAAGCUAUUCGCGGGUGGUCAUUCAAGCGACAUCACUGCACUUGCUUGGUCUAAAAAUGGAGGAUUCCUGGCUAGUGGUGACUCCAAAGGCAACGCCAUUAUCUGGGAAUCAAAGAGCCAGAACAUCAUCUCUAAAACCCAUUACGAAGGAGGAAUCACAUCGAUUUCCUGGCACCCUACGGAAAAUGUGAUCACAUAUGGCACAAACCAAGGAACGGUGUACAUUCAACCGGAACCUCUGCCUUCGGAUCAUGAAAAAACACUAAAACUACAUCUUCAACCCGCUCCCGGAUUCCUGGCUGUAGGCGCAGAUUUUGUACGACUAGAGAGACGCAGCGAGCAGGAGGCUCGGCCUAAUAGACAAGAAAAGACCUCAGUUGAUGACAUCCUUGCUGAGCUCGAAGGAGAAGACGAGGACGAUUGGCUAGAGGAUGACGAUGGUGCAGGUUAUGGUGAACGGAAUGAGAACGGAAAGCGAAAGGCAGGCGGGUUGAGCCUUGGAGUACCGUCGAUAAAAAGGCACGCAUACGGGUCGUGGUCGCCAGAUAUUCAUGAGCCAAUGCAGCCUGGAAGCACGCCUUGGAGGGGGGACCGAAAGUAUCUUUUCCUCAGCUUAAUAGGUUUUGCAUGGACGGUCGACCAGAAAACACACAAUACGGUUACAGUCGAGUUCUACGAUCAGGAACAGUACCGAAAUUUUCAUUUUACUGAUCCUUUACUCUAUGAUAAAGCUGUUCUAAAUGAGAACGGUUCAUUAUUUUGUUCACCUCCCGGCCGAGGCAACCCCGCACUAUUAUUUUAUAGGGAGCACGAAACAUGGGGCAUUCGCCAUGAGUGGAAAACCAGGCUCCCGGACGGCGAGGAGGUUGUCUCUAUUGCCUUGAGUAGCGCUUACAUCGUUGCUUGUACAUCGAAUGGCUAUAUUAGAGUCUACUCACUCUACGGUGUCCCGGUCAAGGUAUAUCGACAGAAGCAUACCCCUGUUGUGUCCUGUACCUCGUGGAGAGACUAUGUUAUGAUUCUUGGCAAUGGUCCCGUUGCUGCGGAUGGACGGGCCCAAUUAACAUAUACCAUCGAGAAUAUUCGAAGAGGUGAAGUCAUACAGAACAAUGAUGUGGUCGCAAUCCCUGACAAGGCGACCCUCAAGAAUUUGUUCUUUUCAGACGAUGGGAACCCAAUGGUGUAUACAUCUAAUGGAGUACUCUUGGUACUACAACAUUGGCGAAAUCCUGGGCAAGCACAAUGGGUACCAAUUCUCGACACUGCACAUCUGGACAGACGAAUCGGGGGUAAAAAGGAAGAAUCAUACUGGCCGGUUGCUGUAUCACAAGAUAAAUUUUGUUGUAUUAUCUUGAAGGGCGGCGAAAAGUACCCAUACUUCCCACGGCCGCUGCUCAGUGAAUUCGAAUUCAGAGUACCAGUUUCCAAUCCACCAGAGGAAGACCAGGCAAAGAACGACCCUAUGGCUAAGCUUGAAGAGUCGUAUGUUCGAGAAUCAGUGUUGGUUUCGUUGGCUGAGGAUUUGGUCGAUAAUACGCGGGCAGAAGAACACGAGAAGAUGGACGUUGCGAGGAGAAGUGUCAGCAUUGACAAGGUCUUGUUGCAGAUGUUGGCGUUGGAGUGUAAAGAUGAGGAGAAGCAGAGCAAAUGCUUGGAAAUCGUGGGUUUGAUGAGACAACCAAGGACAUUAGAGAUGGCGAUCAAGGUUGCCGUGAAGUAUGAUAGACAUGCACUGGCAGAGAAGAUCGAGGAAAUGAGGAAUCAGAUGGAGGAGGAUUAG
Molecule: messenger RNA, 2442 nt
Organism: Orbilia oligospora ATCC 24927
Lineage: Eukaryota; Fungi; Ascomycota; Orbiliomycetes; Orbiliales; Orbiliaceae
Exons: 9
Coding region: 1-2442 (813 amino acids)
Biological process (GO): DNA repair; mitotic cell cycle; DNA-templated DNA replication
Cellular component (GO): nuclear replication fork
Molecular function (GO): chromatin binding; protein binding
Source: RefSeq, a predicted model, not a curated record